CGUCAUUACAAGAACUCAACAUUGUUUAGGCUCCUCCGAUCCGAUAAUAUAUAUAUACGCAAUUGGUUUUAGGUUUUUUGAGGUUAAACUUAAUUGCUAGCUUCAGUUCAUUAUGACUUCUAAUCCACAUUUUGAAGGAAACCCUGAUUUAUUUUAUUGCGACAAAAAUCUGCAGAAAACAAAAAUAUAUCCGGGGGCUCUUAGUAUUGUUUGGGGCAACGAUGGACGUUACUGGAAGCCAAUAAAGCAGACCAAGCCAUCCUACGCCGACGGGGAAAUGCCCCCUGCAGAACUAAUACAAGUAAACUGGCUAGAGGUGACUGGUUCAGUUGAAGUGAAACGCAACAGGAGAUACAGUGUUCAGUUCCAAGUGUCGCUGACGCAGGACGCUUUUGGGUGGGGAAACUCUCCAGUCUAUUUUAUGGCCAAAAGGGAGGGCUGUUCUAAAUCCCAAGUUAUCUGGAGAAAGUGCAGUUUAUCAUCAAUGCCUGCCGGUCGGAAAAUAUAUGUACCCGGAAAUUUGGUCGUCGAUUCUGGGAAUGCCUUGCAGCUUCAGUUCGGCUUGUACGAAGUCUGGACCGGGAAAUGGAAAGGAGGGCUAAAAAUUCAUCACGUUCUGGUUGAACCCGCCGCCCUAUAAGGAAUUGGAAUAUUAUUAAAAGCCGGCCGGAUUUGAAAGGUGGCCUGAUCUUAUCAGAUCAAUAUAUGCAAACAAUGAAGAGAUUCUUUAAUUUGCUUUAUCUUUCUCUUCAUGUCAUCAAGCUAAGGGGAGCGUGCAAUGCAAAAAGGUGGAGAGAUUCUUUUAAUUUGCUUAAUUUUACUUUCUUUAUUUCAUGUCAUCAAGGGAGCGCGUACAAUGCAAUAAAGUGGAGAGAAUGAUUUGCAUUUCUUUAUUCAUUUUCAUGUAACGAAUGUAUAGCGAUUACCUUGCAAUUCAAUUAAGCGUGUAAUGUCACUUACAUUAAUGAAAUAAUGACUGAAAUUUUUCUUAA
This is a messenger RNA of Ipomoea nil (Japanese morning glory), 992 nucleotides long. RefSeq names its product protein PHLOEM PROTEIN 2-LIKE A9-like. Lineage: Eukaryota; Viridiplantae; Streptophyta; Magnoliopsida; Solanales; Convolvulaceae. The transcript has 2 exons. The coding region runs from base 113 to 640 and encodes 175 amino acids. The record is from RefSeq and is a predicted model, not a curated record.